CACGAGUUAGCUAUUAACUUAAUCUCUGAAUGAGCUGCAGGCUCAUUAAACGAAUAAUUGAAAUAGCGUUGAGAAAUAUAGAAAGUUAAAGUACAAAUGUUUGUACCCGUCCCUUUUGAAACGACAUUAGAAUACACUAAUUAGCAAGUUUCAAAGAGAUAAUCAUCGCAAAUUGUGCUAAUUAACAAAUGUAUUUUAACAUAUUUAGCGCGCCAUUUAAAAAAUGUGCUUGCAUAAAUGUUGAGUGUUAAGUGUCAAAAGAUUUGUGACAAGUUUGAAAAUUUGAGAAAAGCAGAGAAAAUGAGUUGAUGGUUGAAAUGGUAUGGGAUAUCAAAGUUUUUGUUUAUGACAGAUUUUAUGUAAAGACUAGGUGAUGUUAACAUUUUUAAACCAAUCACAGGUGAAACAAACAUACACUGAAAGAAUAUACUAAACAAUCAUGAUGGGAAAGACAUUAACCAACUUUUACUUCUUCAUAUGGUUUAUUAUAACAGCACUGCUGACGAAAGAUAAAGUAAACGCAACCUGUCCGACUGGCUGCACCUGUAUCGCGCAAGAGAAAGCUAUACCUGCUUCAUACUGCGAUAACCAAAAACUGACCAGAGUUCCAAAAAAUAUUGCUAAAAACACUGAAAUUUUAUCACUACGACUUAAUAAUAUAAGAAAUAUAACCGACGGAGAUUUCGUUGGAUUGUAUCACUUGAAAAAACUUGAUCUUGUGUUUAAUGGACUUCACACUAUCUCUGACAACGCUUUUAAAGAUCUCCGGAAGCUGCAAAGCCUAAAUUUAGGCCACAAUGCCAUAAAAGGACUAUCGACAAAUAUUUUUCGAAAUUUAAUUUCGCUGGAAGAACUAUUUAUUAACAAUAACUUAUUAAUUACGUUACCAAAGGAUAUAUUUAGAUUUUUGCCUAACUUAAAAAAAAUCUCAUUACAAUCGAAUCAAAUCAUGACUGACUCAAAUGAAGUUUUCUCGAACUUACACCAUCUAGAAAAGUUGAAUUUAGCGCAUAAUAAAAUUAAUGUCUUAACCAGCCGUAUGUUCGAAAAUUCGAGAGCUUUACGGUAUUUAUACUUAGACGACAACAAGUUGAAAAACAUUGACCCAAACGCCUUCAGAUCUCUAGACAAAUUAACUGAAGUUUAUUUGGAUAACAACGCUCUCCUCACAGUAAGUGAGAAUCUAUUGAAAAAUAAAUCAUAUCUUUCCCGAGUUAGCCUUUAUAACAAUCCAUUACAAUGCGAUUGUAAUCUUUUCUGGGUACACAAUGCGAUGGUGAAGAAACGACCAGCAUUCCAGCACGCAGAGCACAUGAUAUGUCAAUCACCACUUACACUUAAAGGAGAACAUAUCAGCUUAACCUGGAUCAAAAGUCCCGAAGGCUUUAAUUGCUACGGCUCGUGGAGUUCAUGGCUAGCUUGGAGUGAUUGCAGUAAACCUUGCUCAGGUGGAUUACGUUACCGAUCACGUGUUUGUAAUAAAAAUGUGGGUUCUUCUUGCAAGGGAGAUGAGAUGGAGUCACAAACGUGCAAUACAUUUCCGUGUUCAAACGGCAUUUUUACACAUUGGUCCGGAUGGAGUGUAUGUUCGGUAAGCUGCAACGAAGGAGCACGAAGGAGAGCGAGAAGAUGUAUCCAUCCUUACACAGGGACUGAAACAGCUUCUUGUGUUGGACCAUUAUCAGAAACUAAGUUUUGCAUGGAGAACCAAUGCGCAGUAGAUGGUUCAUGGAGCGAAUGGUCCUCGUGGUCGGGUUGUAACAAAACAUGUGGUUUUGGAAUGAGCAGUAGAACAAGGACAUGCACCAACCCUCCUCCUCGGUUUGGUGGUUUACUUUGCGAUGAUAGCCACAAGCAGAUGCAGAAUAGAGUGUGUAUAGCUGCCGUAUGUUCCCCACAUACAUCUUGGGGAUCUUGGUCAGAAUUUUCCAGGUGCUCUGUCAGCUGUGGAAAUGGACGAAAAGUACGUACACGAGAAUGCUUGAAUAAAUUCAACGAACCAAUCAAAAUCUCGAAUAUUUGUCCUGGUAGUCAAUUUGAUGUGCUUCCAUGUAAUGCAAGCUCGGUCUCGUGUAAGCAAGAUGGUAUCUGGAGCAGUUGGCUGCCAUGGAGUCGAUGCGACUCAUUUUCUUGCAGGCGAUAUCGCUCCCGAAUUUGUGAAAGUUCAACUUCAAAAUAUGGCAAAAAAGAGUGUGUAGGUAAAGCAAGAGAGCAUAAAGCUUGCGAUCCAAAACAUUGUGUUUUGCUUGGCAUCUGGAGUCAAUGGUUAUCUUGGUCAAUAUGUUCCAAGUCUUGUGGCGGUGGUACAAGAAGCCGCACUCGAAGAUGUCCUGGAGAGCAAUAUAAGCAAGUCAGAUGCGGAGUAAAGAGGUGGGAAGCCGGAAAAUGCAAUCUCCAACCUUGUAAAUUACCAUCCUGGUCGGGCUGGAGUAGCUGGACUAAAUGUUUGACAAGGGGUGGGAAGGUAAAUACUGUAGGGAGGAGAGUCAGAAAACGUAUAUGCAGUGGCAUCGGUGGAGAAGGAUGUAUAGGUUCAAGUAAAGAGAGAAAACGCUGCGUAGUAGCAUCACCAGAAGUGAUUAAAAGACCGAACGAGUGCCAAAGAAGAAUUCGUAUUCGUAACGGUAAAGAAAAAUACACCAGGAAUGGAAAUACAAUUAUCGCAGAAUAUUCAUGUGACGAGUACUAUAAGCUUAAAGGUCCUUCUAAAAUGACAUGCGUUAAAGGGCGUAAUUGGUCAUCACGGAAAUAUCCUUAUUGUGUGCCUGUAUGUGGGCGUCCUGUGUAUAAACCGAACGGCCACUGGUCUAGAAGAGCUCGCUUGCGUGGCGGCAAAUUAACAACGCGUCACAGCUGGCCAUGGCAGGUGGCAAUUGAGGUAAAAACAUCAAAGGAAGGUUGGAAACUUCGUUGUGGGGGAAGUUUGUUGAACGAGAAAUGGGUUUUAACAGCAGCCCAUUGUUUAGUGAAAUUACAACAACCUGAAGACGUGUACGAACCACAUGAAUUUAGAAUCUUCCUUGGCGUUCAUAAUGUCACUGAGCGAUACAAAAAUAAAGAAAUUCAAAUUUUUUACGGUAAAUCCAUCCACACACACUACGGGUACGUCCCAAAUACGCUGGACAACGAUAUUGGUUUAAUUGAAAUUAAAAAAAGAGCCAAGUUAUCAGAUAAAGUGUUGCCGGUAUGUCUACCAAAAAGAAAACAGAAAGACGUGCCUUUAAAAGGCAAAGUUGGUACAGUGGUUGGUUGGGGUCAGACGAGCGAAAAUAAAGCUUCUGACGUGUUAAAAGAACUUCGGCUUCCUGUCGUCUCACAAAGAGAUUGCAAACUUGCAUAUAAGAACCAAUAUGACGUGACCGACAGUAUGUUCUGUGCAGGCUUAAAAUACAAAUCACAUGAUACAUGUCCUGGAGAUAGUGGUGGAGGAUUUGUUUUUCAAGAUCCGACUAAGAAACGAGUAAAAUGGAUCCUACAGGGCAUUGUAUCCUGGGGUGGAGAUCGCUGCGGUGAGCCGGGGAAGUUCGGUGUAUAUACACGUGUUUAUAAAUUUACGGACUGGAUAAAACGGAAAAUGUCUGAGAAAUUAUAGAUGACGGAAGCGAUAGGUAAUAGUCGGUGCAACACUACCCCUUAUUCACCGGGAAAAUAUACGACGUCGAUAAAUAUAUGAUGUCCAUAAUCAGACAGAUGGAAAGCAAAAAUGAUUGAAAUUAUCAAGACCACAUAUACUUGUUCAAAAAAUACAGUCCUGAAAAAAUUCUGUGAACUGAGUUAAAAAUAAGCAGAGAUAUAAACUUGAUCCUGCACGUCUAGAUUAAAUAAGAUGUAAUAAAAAAGAUAAAUAAUCAAGAAACUAGAUGAUCUUAUAUUUA
This is a messenger RNA of Hydractinia symbiolongicarpus, 3875 nucleotides long. RefSeq lists its product as uncharacterized. The record is from RefSeq and is a predicted model, not a curated record. The transcript is spliced from 8 exons. Gene Ontology annotation, biological process: proteolysis. Gene Ontology annotation, molecular function: serine-type endopeptidase activity; protein binding. Lineage: Eukaryota; Metazoa; Cnidaria; Hydrozoa; Anthoathecata; Hydractiniidae. The coding region runs from base 440 to 3592 and encodes 1050 amino acids.